GCGGAGCUUCGUCGUGAGCGUGGGCUUGUGACGUGGCCGGUCUUUUGAGCCGCUGCUGCCUUUUUCCUCCCAGCGCUUUCGGCGAAGACAGGAGCGACGUUCAGCUCUCGCAGAUCAUAUUGUAAUCAUGUUUUCCAAACUGGCUUGUCCACUUACUCUUCUCCGUCGGGGUGUUCAUGCUUCAGUGAGCUCAGCAACCUCAGUUGCAACUAAGAAAACGGUCCAAGGCCCACCGUCAUCUGAAUACAUAUUUGAACGUGAAUCUAAAUAUGGUGCACAUAACUACCAUCCACUCCCUGUUGCACUUGAAAAAGGAAAAGGUGUUUAUGUGUGGGAUGUAGAAGGCAAAAAAUAUUUUGACUUCCUCAGUGCUUACAGUGCUGUCAAUCAAGGCCAUUGUCACCCAAAGAUUGUAGCUGCUCUGAAAUCCCAGUGUGACAAACUGACUCUUACCUCCAGAGCAUUUUAUAAUGACGUGCUUGGUGAAUAUGAAGAAUAUAUCACUAAAAUGUUUAAAUACAACAAAGUGCUCCCUAUGAAUACAGGUGUCGAGGCUGGAGAAACAGCAUGUAAACUGGCUCGCAAAUGGGCAUAUACAGUGAAAGGAAUCCCGAAGUACAAGGCAAAGAUUAUCUUUGCAGCUGGCAACUUCUGGGGAAGAACACUGUCUGCUAUCUCAAGUUCAACAGACCCUUCCAGCUAUGAUGGUUUUGGACCAUUUAUGCCAGGGUUUGAAGUCAUUCCAUACAAUGACUUGCCUGCUCUUGAGCGGGCACUUCAAGAUCCAAAUGUAGCCGCUUUCAUGGUUGAGCCCAUUCAGGGCGAAGCUGGUGUGAUUGUUCCUCAUGAAGGUUACUUAACGGGUGUACGAGAACUCUGCACAAAGCACAAUGUUCUCUUUAUCGCUGAUGAAAUCCAGACUGGGUUAGCUAGGACUGGGCAAAUGCUGGCUGUUGAUCAUGAACAUGUUAGACCAGAUAUCAUCCUGCUUGGAAAGGCCCUUUCUGGAGGUGUCUACCCUGUUUCAGCAGUACUGUGUGAUGAUGAAAUUAUGCUCUCCAUAAAACCUGGAGAACAUGGUUCUACAUAUGGAGGAAACCCACUGGCCUGUCGGGUAGCCAUGGCAGCACUUGAGGUAAUUGAAGAAGAAGAAUUGGUGAAAAAUGCAGAAGUUAUGGGUAAUUUAUUGAGGAAUGAGCUUAUGAAGACGCCCUCAGAUAUUGUGACUUGUGUCAGAGGGAAAGGAUUGUUAAAUGCCAUUGUCAUUCGAGAAACCAAAGAUUACAAUGCGUGGAAAGUGUGUCUGCGACUCCGUGAUAAUGGACUCCUGGCCAAGCCUACUCACGGUGAUACCAUUCGGUUGGCUCCCCCACUAGUAAUCAAGGAGGAUGAAAUCAGAGAGUGCAUUGAUAUUAUCCACAAAACCAUGUUAUCUUUUUGAAGGUGCACCAUUCAGAAGCUGCCUGCAAGUUGAUUCUUUAGUGUUCUUGCAAAAGCGAUAUUCUGGAGGGCCCUCUUUCUUGAUUUUAGCAUUUGUUUUAUCCUGUUGGAUAUGAAAACUUGUCUUCUGAUAUCAAAUAGUUCAGGUCCCCCCCUCCCCAAUUAUGGAUCUAAAGGAAGCAAAUGAAAAAAUUAAAAGAAAUUGGCUUUUACGCUAUUGUGACUUUGGAAAAUGUGUUCAACUUCAUCUAAUGAAUUAUGUUUAUGAACUGUUUAGGAACAUUUCCUUACAUUUCAACCAAAGUGUAAAUUAUAUAAAUCUAAUGUAUCAAAUGCUAAUAUCCUAAGAAUGUUUUUUUUUAAAAAAUAUUUGGCAUGUUUCUCAUCAUUUGGUGCUCAAUGGAGGACUGAAAUCUUAUUGCAGGUGCUAAUGAUUUUCUUUGUUGGGAAACCAUCACUUUGGAAGAUCAAGAACAGUAGAACCUUUCGACUUUCAGAAAAGUGUAUUGAUUCAUGAAGGUUGAUCAAACGAGACGUCAUCCUAGUCAGUGUUUUGUGACUGUAACAAGCAGGUGCACUUUGUAUUAAGCUUAUUGGCCUAUUGGCACUGGAUGCUGAUUCCAGAAGUUGUGAUCAGCUUGAAUGUGAAGUUCAAAAUGGUUUUAAAAUUGCAUAUCUGGUUUUAUUUGAAUUGGAGUAAAAGCAUUUUGUUAAUACAAUUAAUGGUUA
This is a messenger RNA of Pogona vitticeps (central bearded dragon), 2169 nucleotides long. It is a transcript of the gene OAT, whose product is annotated as ornithine aminotransferase. Gene Ontology annotation, cellular component: cytoplasm. The record is from RefSeq and is a predicted model, not a curated record. Lineage: Eukaryota; Metazoa; Chordata; Lepidosauria; Squamata; Agamidae. Gene Ontology annotation, molecular function: pyridoxal phosphate binding; L-ornithine transaminase activity; identical protein binding.